This is a messenger RNA of Branchiostoma belcheri (Belcher's lancelet), 1609 nucleotides long. RefSeq names its product saccharopine dehydrogenase-like oxidoreductase. Bases 18 to 1430 code for a protein of 470 amino acids. The transcript has 13 exons. Gene Ontology annotation, biological process: glycolipid biosynthetic process. Gene Ontology annotation, cellular component: lipid droplet; plasma membrane; mitochondrion. The record is from RefSeq and is a predicted model, not a curated record. NCBI's taxonomy places the organism in Eukaryota, Metazoa, Chordata, Leptocardii, Amphioxiformes, Branchiostomatidae.
AGUGACGUCACACCAAGAUGGCGACCGCAAAGAAGUACGACGUUGUUGUUUUCGGGGCGUCUGGCUUUACCGGCCAGUACGUGGUGGAAGAACUCGGCAGAGUCACCUCGGAGGAAGAGAGGGGCCUGACCUGGGCAGUGGCAGGCCGCAGCGAAGAGAAACUCAACAAAGUGUUGGAAAAAGCGGGCGCUACCAUCGGGGCAGACCUGAAGGAUGUGGUGGAUGUGCUGAUAGCUGAUGUGGAGAAAGAGGAGACGCUGAACGACAUGGCCGCACAGGCACAGGUCGUGCUCAACUGUGUCGGCCCUUAUCGCUUCUAUGGAGAACCGGUGGUGAAGGCCUGUGUGAAGAACAAAACCCACCACAUCGACAUCUGUGGGGAGCCACAGUUUCUGGAGUCGAUGCAGUUUAAGUAUGAUGAGGAGGCUAAGAAGAAGGGAGUGUACGUCCUGCAGUGCUGUGGGUUUGACAGUGUUCCUGCAGACCUGGGGGUGCUCUACACCGUCAAGAACUUCCCAGGCAGAAUAAAUUCUGUGGAGAGCUAUCUCAACCUGAGUGCUGGACCUGAGGGAGCGGUGGGACAUUACGCGACAUGGCAGUCUGCCAUCCAUGGUCUGGCCAACGCAGAGGAGUUGAAAAAACUGCGAAAGGAUAUGGGCACCAAGAAACCCCUUCCCAAGUCUGGACCCAAACUGGAGAACAGAGGUCCGGCCCACUGGAGUGAGAUGAUGCAGAAGUGGUGCGUGCCUUUCCCUGGGGCAGACGCUUCGGUGGUCAGAAGAACACAGAGAUUCCUCUACAACAACGGAGAGAACUUCCCGGUGCAAUACGCAGCCUACGUCAGCAUUCCGGAUCGGAUAGACCUCUUCAAGUUCCAGGCAGCGUCCAAGGUGGUUACCGGUCUGGCCGACACGGAGUUCGGACUCGGCUUGCUGGAGGAGGUGCAGUUUGGUGCGUACUUCUGUGUUCCGGUGUUCAGGUACUUGGUGUUACUGAUGGUCGCUGGUGUGGUCUUUGGGGUCAUGACCAAGUUCAGCUGGGGACGGUGGCUGCUGUCCAAGUAUCCCCGCCUGUUCUCACUCGGAUACUUCAGCCACGAGGGACCCACUCAGAAACAGAUUGAAGGGGCAUCUUUCACCAUGCAGUUCAUAGGCAGCGGGUACAGCAAUGCAGUGCUGGAAGACGGGGAUUACGACGGCCCUCCCAACAUGACCAUCGCCACUCAGGUGGAGGGGCCAGAGGCCGGCUACGUGACCACUCCCAUUGUAAUGGUGCAGGCAGCCAUCACUCUGCUGAGGGAGAUGAAGAAAUUACCUGCCAAGGGAGGGGUGAUGACGCCCGGCACAGCCUUCAAGGACACCAGUCUCGUGGAGCGUCUGAGUGACAGAGGGGUGAUUUUCUCCGUCACCGCACCGGCAGCAUCAAACUAAUGACAGCCUCCACCUGCCAACGCUUCAUCCUCCACAAAUAGCACACAACUACAGUAAUGACUGUCCCAAAAUAGUGCUGUGUACCAGUCCCGGACUUGCAAAAAUGUAUUAGGUUCAAGUCCCAAAAACCUAAAAGUCAAGAACCGAUUCCAGACUUAUUACACACAAACAAAAAAAAA